GACACUACUAGUUUAAUAAAGGAUAACCUAAGAUAUACACAAGAUGAUGAAAACAUUACAAAUGGGACAACUCGGCCACCAAAUCAUGCCCGGAAUGCACAUGGUUCAGAAUCAAAUGGCUCCCACCUACCCACAGUUUGCACAGACAGCCCCUCCGGCAACCUUAGAAGAAUAUCAACAACAGCAGGUUCAACAAGCAGUACAACAACAACAGCAGCAACAACAGCAACAGCAGCAGCAGCAACAACAGAAUCCCGGUGCCCCUACAGUCGUAACUACAGAUCCCUCACAACAACCCC
This is a messenger RNA of Owenia fusiformis, 299 nucleotides long. NCBI's taxonomy places the organism in Eukaryota, Metazoa, Annelida, Polychaeta, Sabellida, Oweniidae. The record is from the annotation of a GenBank genome assembly.